This is a messenger RNA of Dufourea novaeangliae, 3069 nucleotides long. RefSeq names its product inositol-trisphosphate 3-kinase B (gene IP3K2). Gene Ontology annotation, molecular function: inositol tetrakisphosphate kinase activity; inositol-1,4,5-trisphosphate 3-kinase activity. NCBI's taxonomy places the organism in Eukaryota, Metazoa, Arthropoda, Insecta, Hymenoptera, Halictidae. The record is from RefSeq and is a predicted model, not a curated record. The transcript has 7 exons. Gene Ontology annotation, cellular component: nucleus; cytoplasm. Bases 419 to 2317 code for a protein of 632 amino acids. Gene Ontology annotation, biological process: inositol phosphate biosynthetic process.
CGGUCGCGAUUGGUUCGGGCACGGUGCGCGAUGCGUCUCCCGUAUUUCAAAUCGAACGUUUACCGACCUAGUGUCCCGAGGACGAUGGAAAUCCUCUCGGAAACGCGGUCGACGCGAUGACGAGGGUUACACGGUCUUGAGACGGCGGCUACAGUCGAAGCAGCUGUUGCGCUUAGGUCACGACGAGCAGCCGGAGUCGUCGAAUCCGGUCGGGGCGGUGGAAUCAUCGUCACGAAUAAGCCAGAACGUUGAGGAACGGUCCUCGGCCGGUCGUAUCUCGCGGAAACGUCGCGUCGGUAUCGUGGAGAAUCAGUACGUCGCCGAGUGCGAGGGUGGCUCGUCGGUAUGCGAGUUGGUGGACGGCCUCGAACGGCUCCUCGGUGAUAGAGAGCCCGCCGGCGACGAGGUCGGGUCAACGAUGAGGUCGAAGAAGCAACAGAACACCGAGGAGGAGACGACAACGACGACGUCAACCACGGUCGUUGAUCCGAUCGAGGCGAACGAGACAUACGACGAGUUCGACACGGUCAGGAUGCCGGUGGUCAGAUCCCUUAGCAAAAGUCCGCAGAGCGACGAGGGUAUCGAGGCGGAUCCGGAACGAAGGAGGGGCUCUGUAGCGCGUUGUUGGAGCCUCGAUUCCGCGGCGGCGAGCGACGAGGACGCGUCGCUGACCACCACGCACCAGCUGAAACGGCACAAACUACGGGUCACUAGAUGUUGCAGCUACGACAGCGCGGUCUUGAGCGACGAGGAUCAAAUAAAAGGAUGGGAUAGCACGAAUGCAGUCGAGGGAAAUGAAACUGAGCAGAAUGAAGGGAGGCCUAGAUAUUGGAGAACACCAAGCGUGGUUGUCAGUGAUUACUCGGAUUAUUCGUAUCUGGAUGAGAAGCUCGAAAGAAAUGAUUUAGAGCUUGAGAAGUAUGAAGGAACCAGUGGAACUCCAAGCCAGACGAGUAGCUGCUCCUGCUUGGACUGUGAUGACAUUCGGGAGUCACUGGACAACCAGUUCCCCAGAGUUUGUCACAGCAGGAGACACUCGGACUCCUGUUGCUUGUGCCUUGAUUCUAUGAAUACCAGUGGUACAAGAAACUUCUGUGAAACCGGGAACAGACGGAACUCCUGUCUGGACACCACUAAUUCCUACUACACCAAGCUAGACUCUCAGCUACUGCGGUACACCCAAGAAGACUCUCAAGAAUUGCAAGAAAAGGCAAAGGUUGAAUUUCUGGACAUUCCACCCGGACGAAAGAUAUCCGACUGUUCAACCUCCAGCCUCAGCGGCGACGAAUCGGAAGUGAUCGAUCAUCGGCAGUCAAAGCCUAGAUCGUCGGGAUGGAGGAAGCUCAGGAAUAUCGUUCACUGGACACCGUUCUUCCAGACGUACAAGAAGCAGAGGUAUCCAUGGGUGCAGCUCGCCGGACACCAAGGGAAUUUCCGUGCUGGGCCAACACCAGGAACGAUACUGAAGAAACUUUGUCCCCAGGAGGAAGCGUGUUUCCGGUUGCUGAUGAACGACGUGCUGAGGCCGUUCGUGCCGGAGUUCAAAGGUGUUCUGGACGUGAAAGAGGCGGACGAAGGGAACACCGAAGAGCCCGAGACAGGGGAGAAUUGUCCGAAGGACAGCACGGCGAACAAACGAACGGUGGUGUCCUCUUACUUGCAACUGCAGGACCUUCUCGGUGACUUCGAGCACCCGUGCGUGAUGGAUUGCAAGGUGGGAGUCAGAACGUAUCUGGAGUCAGAGCUCGCGAAGGCCAAGGAAAGACCCAAGUUGAGGAAAGACAUGUACGAGAAAAUGGUACAAGUGGACCCGACCGCGCCGACCGCCGAGGAACGUCGGGUGCAGGGUGUCACUAAACCGAGGUACAUGGUUUGGCGGGAGACCAUAUCCAGCACGGCCACGCUUGGCUUUCGCGUGGAGGGCAUCAAGCUUGCGCACGGGGGCUCGUCCAAGGACUUUAAAACGACCAGGAGUCGGGAACAGGUGACUGAGGCGUUGAGACGUUUCGUCGAAGGUUAUCCGCACGCAGUGCCAAAGUAUAUCCAACGGUUAAAGGGGAUCAGAGCGACCCUAAAAGCGUCCCCGUUCUUCGCGUCGCACGAGGUCGUCGGAUCCAGUCUGUUGUUCGUUCACGACGCGAAGAACGCCGGUAUCUGGAUGAUCGAUUUCGCGAAAACGUUGCCGCUGCCCCAGCAUCUGCCACGGAUCCGCCACGAUGCCGAGUGGCAGGUGGGAAACCACGAAGACGGUUACCUGAUAGGCGUUAACAAUCUGAUAGACAUAUUCCAGGAUAUUCGGAACACCGAGACAACGUAGUUUUUUUUUUUUUUUAUAUAUAUAUAAUUAAUCCCGUACAACAAAACGUGUUUCUCGACGAACGCGCACAACAGUGGAAAAGAGCCUUGAACGAACGAACGCACAAAACCUUCGAUCUCGUUCGGGGACGACGGACGACUAUUAUGACGGUUCUCCCUCUAAGGCUUGUACAUAUAGAUAUACUGUGGACUCUUAACUAUAUUGCCACGGCGAGGCACUUCCCCUUCACACGUACUUUCGAGCACACACAUUUGCUCUCCCACCACGUUGCGUACGUCGGCGCACCAGCACGAUCCAGCUUUUGCGCAGGCGUUGAGGCCGAGGCUAUGAUGAUAGAAGUUAGCAUGGAGGGGGCUCCGAACUCAUUACCAUUUUACUCCCCUACAACCCCGACCAUGGCAAUAUAGUUAGAGUCUCCACUGUAUUCGCAUUUAGGACGUUCACGGGUAUCCUCGCGAGAAACGGACCAAAGACGCGGCGGCGGCCGAACACGCUGCCUAGGUGUAUAUUCAUAGUAACCGUAGACCGCAGAGAUUUGUAAAAAUAAUUUAAUCUUCUACGGUAAUUACGUAAGAUUUAUUUAUACGUUACAUACGACUUUCGCAGAAUCUUCUUGAUACAAGAGAGAAAGCAAGGGAGAAUGAGUGAGUGAAAGAGAGAGAACGGAAGGUGUUUUUGUAUUUAAAAAAAUCGUACCAUGCAUUUGUAAAUAAUCCGACACUUAAUAGAAAACAAGGUCAAUCACGUGAGUG